UUUUAGAUAUGGCGGCUGCAGGAACWAAGUGAACAACAAACGUUUGGUAAAUGUUAACAGUCUUAUACUCGUUUAAAAGAGAAGGAAGACAUGAAAAGGAAUACAUUUGAACAUACCUUAAAGUCGAGGUMGACUUGUUGAUAAAGGAAGGCGUAUCAAGCUACGUAAUCUCCAAGGUUGCGUUUUCACAAGCUUGAGGUUUUACACUUAUACCGGGAGCUGUACGAGUUGUACAAGUAUUGAUACACUGCUUAAUUUUUGAAGAUCAUAAAACUAUGGAGUCGUUGUCAUUUGAUAGAAUAUGAUAUAUAUAUAUAUAAGGUAAAAUGUGAUGGUUCCCCAUCGCUUUGUUACGCAUGGUUUUUGUGCAUGACCACGUAAACAGUCAAGGUGUGACGGUGAUGAUGCGGAAGCUUUGGUAGAUCAAGAGCGUCAAACAUAUUAUGAAAUCGAACAAUAACUUGUGAGAUCUCACCACGAUCUUGACUAGUGAACGUCUAUAGGUCAUCCAAGAUGCCUCCAGUUAGUCGACUAGAUAUGUGGGCCGAUAUGSCCGCUUGUUCGAUUGUGAACGUCGACUGUUUGAUGCCGAAUGGUGUGUUGAUCCCGAUUGAAGUGAGGAUUGAAGCAACUCUCACUGAGAUUAAAACCAAAUUAUGGCGAGAAUCUACCAGCUUUCCUCUUUCUAACCUGUUAAGAGACAUGGGUAGCUAUGUUUUUGUUUGUGUAAACUUGCAAGGUAAAGUGGAAGAACUGGUUGAUGAGAAUCGACAGCUUGUUGAUGCAAGACCUUUCAGACCCAUGUUGAAGCUGAUUGAGCGGAAAGGUGAAAAAGAAGAAAAGUUAUUAGCUUCAAAGAUCAGCGUUCUCAUAGGAAAAAACCUUGAAGAAUAUGAACAAAUGAAGAAUGCAGAAGUCGAUGAGUUUAGGCGACGUUAUGGAGAAUUUGUAGAAGGCAUAGCCCGUGAGCGUAGACAGWUGGAAUGGGAAGAAAGAGCCAUGUACGCCUAUCCCCCUCAAGUGGACUUGGGUGAAAGUGCUCCAAAAUUUGUAGAGAGAAAUCUCAUGGAAAACCGUAGAUUCCUGGUGAACGUAKCCAUCAGGAGCGAYAGAGCAUCUAUGAAAGAUAUGCAUGCGUUUAAYGUGUCAGCAGACAUCUACCCUCAGGAGCUACUCUUGCUUGUUUUGAGGAAGAGGGGAGCAAUCAUGGGAGGAGRRCAUCAUGAGACUGAUAACCUUAAYGAUUUUGUGCUGAAGGUUCUAGGAAGAGAAUGUUACCUCCUGGGUGACUAUACUUUACUUCAAUACCAGUACAUACAAGACUGCAUAACGAGAUGUGAAAGACCAGUACUGUGUCUUGUAAAGAGAGAUUCCUUGAAAGUGACAGAUAUAAGCGUAACAGGGAAACAGACUGUUGAUCCAGUUACCAGACCACCCCCACCCCUCCCCCCUCGUGAAGAAAGCCUAUCAUUAUGGAGUAUUAAUACAAGCUUGAAAAUCAAAAUUGUGUCAGCCUUCAACGUAAACACUGGAGAAUCUAUAAAAGUUGCAGUUCGUGCAGGUAUAUACCAUGGUCACCAAGUUCUUUGUGGAAUCAACAACUCCAAGCUUUGUAACGGUCCUUCUCCAGUUUGGARUGAGUUCCUCAAUUUUGAUAUUCUUGUUUCUGAUAUACCAAGAAUGGCUCGACUCUGUCUMGUSYUWUAUGGGGUGUAUGAUACCAAGAGCAGAAACAAAACCAAGGAUUCCAUUCCUUUGGCUUGGGUCAACACAACCUUGUUUGACUUUCGUGGCCAACUUCRGCAAGGACCACUUACCCUUGUGACGUGGCCAGUAACUGAAACAAUAGCUGAGCAACUGAACCCUAUUGGUACAGUGGUGUSCCAUAUCAACACCAAUAUGUCACCUGUUCUCCUGAUUGAGUUUCAGCGCUAUGCGAAUACAGUAGUUUACCCCCCAUAUCAUGAGAUUGUGGAUAUGGCGGCAGAUCACACCCACGAUGACAUUUACAAAUCAUUUUCUGAAAGUGAAUUACGAAAGUUGCGGCAGAUUAUCGAUAGAGAGCCACUUGAUCCAAUCCUUGAGCAAGAUAAGGAUUUUGUCUGGUUGCUAAGAAUGAAAUGCCGAGAGGACUAUCCACAUGCACUGGGGAAAUUACUGAGCUGUUUGAAGUGGAACUGCAAGGAAGAUGUAGCACAGAUGCAAGUGCUCUUACAGACUUGGGAACCUCUUGAUCCUGAGCAAGCUCUGGAGAUCCUAGAUUGUAAUUAUGCUGACCAGAAAGUCAGAGAAUUUGCUGUGAGAUGCCUYGAGAAUAUGAGUGAUGGUGAUCUUGGUCAAUAUUUGUUACAACUAGUCCAGGUUCUUAAAUUUGAGUCAUAUUUGGACUGUGACUUAGCAAUGUUUAUCCUCAAGCGAGCACUCAACRAUCAAGUAUUAGGCCACUCUCUGUUUUGGCUGUUAAGAGCYGAGAUGCACAAUCCUGAAGUGUCUGUAAGAUUUGGUUUGAUGCUGGAGGCAUAUCUGAGAGGMGCKCCUGAUCACAUAAAGAGCUUGCAAAAACAGAUUGAAGCACUAAAGAAGCUCAAAACCAUCUCCAGUUUGCUGUACAAUGUGGACAGUAGUAAAAGAGAGAAAGGUUUGCAGACAAUGAGAGAAUGCUUGCAACAUAAGACCUACCAGGAAGCUCUUUCCAAACUAAUAUCUCCUCUUGAUCCAACCUACAAACUCAGAAGAUUGAGGGUGGACAAGUGUAAGUUUAUGGAUUCCAAGAUGAAGCCGUUGUGGCUUGAUUUUGAAAACCAUGAUGAACUAGCAAACCCUGUGAAGAUAAUCUUCAAGAGUGGGGAUGAUCUGCGUCAAGACAUGUUGACCUUACAGCUGAUAAGGAUCAUGGAUCGACUGUGGAAGCAAGAAGGACUAGAUCUAGACAUGAUUCCUUAUGGAUGUUUAUGUACUGGGGAUAAAGUUGGUAUGAUCCAGGUGGUUGAUAAUGCAGAAACUAUAGCCAAGAUUCAAACACGACAAGGAGCAAUAUCUGGUGCUCUUAACAAGUGUUGUAUCUUGGAUUGGUUAAAUACUUGGCACGGGGAAAAAGACGAUUUGAAUGAAGCAAUACGUAGGUUCACGAUGUCAUGUGCUGGGUAUUGUGUAGCUACGUAUGUACUGGGAGUGGGUGACAGACACAGUGAUAACAUYAUGGUGUCCAAGACAGGACAGCUCUUCCACAUUGACUUUGGUCAUUUUCUUGGUAACUUCAAAAAGAAAUUUGGUAUUCGUCGAGAGAGAGUUCCUUUCGUCUUGACRGAUCAUUUUGUCCACGUGAUAACUAAAGGAAGAACAGACCGCAAACCCGAGGACACUGAAGAAUUUCAAUAUUUCAGAGGAAUUUGCGAGCAGGCGUUCCUGAUUCUUCGUCGCAAGGGUUCACUGCUGAUCAAUCUUUUUGUAAUGAUGUUAUCUGCUGGGAUACCCGAACUACGCACACCCAGUGACAUUGGUUACCUCAGAAAAACCUUGAACCUCGAGGUGUCUGAAGAUGAGGCAGUCAAGCAGUUUAAUAAGCGACUAAAAGGAGCUCUCGAUAAUAGUCACAAAGUCAGUGUCCUCUGGAUUUUACACAAUCUGUAUCGCAACAAUUGAAGAAUAUAGAGCAUGGACAUUUGGCUUUGUUUGCUAAAUUUUUACAUUUCUCGUAUAGUAGAUUGAACUGAAGGUUUGAACUCAAUGACAAAACACAGAAAGUGGGGAAAUAAAAUCAAUGUAUUUUACUACAGCCCGAAACAUCCUAUGUCAGGGAAUGGCUAACUCACAGAUGGAAUUGCAAUUUUGCACGUUGUGUUUUGCAAACGGAAGAAAACCGGAGGAAAAGAAUAUUAGAGAAAAGAAGGCGCAAUCAAAACAAAUCAAAAUCUAUCCUGAUUUUCAGCUAAAUGUAACAAAUUUGGAGAUCCUUUUAUAAAUCUACCAAGUUUUAAAGUCAAGUGUAAAGUGGAUUCUGUAGAGAACAGUACGACACGGUUAUUGCAAAUAAAAGCCUCGAAGAGAUGUGAAAGUCUACUGUUCAUUGACAAUGCAAUAGAGGCGCGACCUAUGCAUGAUGGGGUUUAGAUCAAAAGCAGUUGAUCCCUUGUUCUUCAACUCUGUACCGUAAUCCUAUGCAGUACGAGGUCAUCCAGCCCGCAUCCAUUAUAUCUUGGAAAGAAGACCCGUACAACAUCAAUAUCUAGUCAAUGAAGGCCUUACUUCCAUUGGAGUCUGUGAAGUUAAGAUGUCUUUGCGAUUUCGCAGUAAAGACAGCAYGUGACUCCCAAGCUCUUCAUCCUGUUGAACAGCAAAUUAAACUGUAUCUAACUAUAUUCCUUACACGGCUAAAAAUAAUUGGCACGUUAAGACCCAGCACAAACUCUCUAACUGUUGCUCUGAACAAUUAAAAUAGAAUCGAGWUAUACUUUUGCAACGAAGCGUGCAACAAGUACCAUGGUGURAACAUGACCUGCAACGCUGCUGSAAAUGSCCCUGCRCAACAGCUGCACCAUGUAACCGAGGCAUCAAUCAAGAYUUACCUGGAAUGACCAGGAGACGAGUAAGCUACAGGAACURGWCGRAGAUGUUCCACGAUCAUCUGAAGAUGCACUGUCGCUUAACUGGGAAUGAAAAACGAAAUAGCGGGUUCAGAUAUCUCCAUGGUAACAGUAGAAGUGAAYCGUAGUUGAUGCUGAGUAAGGCCUAGCUCUUUCAUGGCUUCUUCUGAUUCCAGUAAACGAAACGACUGAUGCAAGAAAGAAAGAUAGUCAAACACUAACUACAGUAAGAAUGGUGAUAGUACGUAGGAUAUCUUACCGUGUCCUUCAUGACCAGAACGCCUUGCAGUGGUAGAUGGUUGUUAUUAGGUGUUAAUUUGGCUCUUUUAAUAUCUAUACAGACAUAAAAACACACGUAAAUAGUAGAAUAAAUAGACCUUGAAAUACU
Molecule: messenger RNA, 4971 nt
Organism: Actinia tenebrosa (Australian red waratah sea anemone)
Lineage: Eukaryota; Metazoa; Cnidaria; Anthozoa; Actiniaria; Actiniidae
Product: phosphatidylinositol 4,5-bisphosphate 3-kinase catalytic subunit beta isoform-like
Biological process (GO): phosphatidylinositol 3-kinase/protein kinase B signal transduction; cell migration; phosphatidylinositol-mediated signaling
Cellular component (GO): plasma membrane; phosphatidylinositol 3-kinase complex; cytoplasm
Molecular function (GO): 1-phosphatidylinositol-3-kinase activity; 1-phosphatidylinositol-4-phosphate 3-kinase activity
Source: RefSeq, a predicted model, not a curated record